AGUGUGAGUGAGAGUUUGGUGAAUAUUUUGUAAUCCCCAGAAUGCAGACAGUGGAGAAGAAUUGCAUUUUCUGCAAGAUUGUCCGCAAGGAGGACAGCAAAACUGUGAUAGAGCAUGAGAGUGACAAUAUUGUGAUAUUUAAGGACAUUAAGCCUGCCACAGAAUUCCACUAUCUUGCCGUGCCGAAGAGGCACAUAAAAAACUGCAAAGAACUUACGAUGGAGCACAAACCACUCUUGGAUGAGAUGAAAGAGAGUCUGGAGCAAUUGCUGGCGGAAAAGGGCGUCAAUGUGGCAGAAGAGGGACUUCUGGGCUUCCACUGGCCGCCCUUCAACUCCGUCAAGCAUCUCCACAUGCACGGAAUGGGGCCUCGAAGUCGCAUGGGAGUCAUCGGCAAGCUCAUCUUCAAGCCCAACAACAAGUGGUUUUGCACGAAUGAUCACGUAUUUGAGUGGCUGCGAAAUCAACCCUCGUCUUCAUAGUUAAAUCUUCCCAAUUAUAUACACGUCAGUAAGCAUGGAUUUGUGGGGAUUAAUGGGACU
Messenger RNA from Phlebotomus argentipes, 542 nucleotides. RefSeq names its product adenosine 5'-monophosphoramidase HINT3-like. The record is from RefSeq and is a predicted model, not a curated record. The coding region runs from base 42 to 482 and encodes 146 amino acids. NCBI's taxonomy places the organism in Eukaryota, Metazoa, Arthropoda, Insecta, Diptera, Psychodidae. The transcript has 3 exons. Gene Ontology annotation, molecular function: catalytic activity.